UGGUUUGCGGUAACACAGGAAGUGGAGACAGACAACACAAAGCCACUUUGUAUCUUGGGUGUCACAGACUAAUCAUCUGAUAUAAGAGGAAGCAGAAUUAGCUUGUUUGGCUAACAGUUUGUUGUGUAACACGCUGGACAGGUGAGUUAUGAGCGGGGCGCUGGUGCUGGGGGUGGGGACAGGUGUCUUCCUCGUCGCCCUCAUGUGGAUAGGGACUCUGGUCCUGAGUCUUAUCAUGUCCCAUGCUGCUGGUCCAAUAAAGCUUGGAAUCAUUCCCUUGGUGCUGUUGGCUCUAACCAUCACCUUGACCCUUGUGUUCUUUCCUCGAGCCUCUGAAUUACCAUCUGCCAUUAAAGAAACACAGAUAGUGGACACCUUCUUCAUCAGCCGGUACGUGCUCCUGGCAGUAGUGAGUGUGGUCUUCCUGGUGUCUCUGUUUAUCUUCUUACCCUUCCACCUCCUGGAGUCGGUGUAUGCCAAGCCCCUGAGAGCCCACUAGAACAGGGCCUGGCACAUGCCAAUUCCCUCUUGGAUCAGAUAAACCUCAUGGCCAAUAAGGUGGACUUCAGAUGAGUCUCCUACAAAGAGGCUCCACUUAUUUUUGUCUGCCAGCCAAAUCAGAUGUUCUGACCUCUCUCUGUCUGACCAUAAAACUUAAAGAUAGCGCUGCUACUGUAAAGACAGAGAUACAUGUUUGAUUCGAUGUAUCUCCAGUUAAUAGACUUAAGUAGCUAUAGUGAGUUACUCUGUUAUUUUCAAGUGCUGGGAUUGUACAAGUGGCCCUGUGAUAAAGCUUUGGACUACUGUUUGGGAAUUUGUUCAAAUCCCAUCACCACUAGUUAGGUCCUUAAGCAAGACACUUAAAUCUCAACUGCUCUGUUGAUUGUAGAUUGUUUAUUAUAAAUAUCAGUAUUAUUAACUCUGCAUGAUUUAGUUAAGAACUGAUGCCACUCUAUUAACUGGUGACCUACUACCCCUUAUUGUGCAGACAGACAACGCAAAUCAGACAUUUCAUCAGCUCUGCACCAUUUUGACAUGCUAAUUUGGCUCACUAGAAGUGUUUUUUUAAAGACCAUCUCUUUACAACUGUGACAAAAGCGCUGGGAGCAGAAUUGGGUGCUUCAGCAGAAUGUCAAGCUGUGCAAGUCGAUUAUUUGGAUUGUAACAAGGAAAUGCUCUGUUUGGGUUUUUGUUGCAUUACAUCUGUCAAAAGUUCAUCUAUCUUUAAGAGAGAUGGACGUCAUUACAGCGCUUCAUUCAUGUGACUGUUUAUGUGUAUACUGUUCACUCUGAAUACAUUAUGAAGCUUG
Molecule: messenger RNA, 1310 nt
Organism: Neoarius graeffei (lesser salmon catfish)
Lineage: Eukaryota; Metazoa; Chordata; Actinopteri; Siluriformes; Ariidae
Gene: tmem218
Product: transmembrane protein 218
Exons: 5
Coding region: 149-499 (116 amino acids)
Source: RefSeq, a predicted model, not a curated record